Messenger RNA from Vigna unguiculata (cowpea), 345 nucleotides. The record is from RefSeq and is a predicted model, not a curated record. Lineage: Eukaryota; Viridiplantae; Streptophyta; Magnoliopsida; Fabales; Fabaceae.
AUGGAGUGCAAACUCCAUUUCUUUUUUUCAACAUUUAUCUUGAGGCCCGAUGACACAAACGGGACCGACGAUUCAGACGGGUCCGACAACCCGAAUGGGCUCGAUGAUCCAGACGGGUCCGACGACUCAAACAGGGCCGACGACCCAGACGGGUCCAACGACCCAAAUGGGCUCGAUGAUCCAGAUGAGUCUGACGACCCAGACAAGCCCGACGGGCCCGACGACCUAGACGGGCCCGACGACCCAGACGGGCUUGACGAACCAGACGGGUUCGACGAUCUAAAUGGGCUCGAUGAUCCAGACGAGCCCGUCCGUCGACCCGGACGGGCCCGACGACUCGAAUAG